Musca domestica (house fly) is the source of this 1063-nucleotide messenger RNA. RefSeq lists its product as uncharacterized. The transcript has 3 exons. Bases 70 to 687 code for a protein of 205 amino acids. Lineage: Eukaryota; Metazoa; Arthropoda; Insecta; Diptera; Muscidae. The record is from RefSeq and is a predicted model, not a curated record.
CCUCAGUCAUUUGAAUUAACUUGUUCUUCAUUCGAACGAAGAUUUCAAGGGUUUUGGACAGAACUUGUAAUGGUUUCUCUAAAGCUUUUAGUCACUGUCUUGUUGCUGUUACAGAAUCCAAUAGAAGGAUGGUCACUAAAAUGCCAUGACUGUACAAAUCAGAUAAACGAUAAAUGUUCACAUAUCCCAUCAGCCGAUGAUCCUCUAUUUCUCUUGGAAUGCCCACCCAGCUCGUCCAUGUGUGUCAUCCAAAGCGGUAGGGGAGAAAAUGGAGUACAAGCAUUGGCACGCUAUUGCGCCCCACCAAAUUGGUCGUGUACGGCGGAAUUUUUCAGUUGCACCACCAAUGGUUGUAAUUAUCUCAACGACACAGAGGUGUUGCAGGUGCAGGCGCAGUCAGGAUAUGUUAUACAAGUUACUCCCAUGGAAUUGAUAAUGGUCAAUAUUUAUGGUUUGGGGGCCAUAGUUAUGCUCUCCCUCGUUCUCGUAAUUUGGGUUAUUUCGAAAUGUUGCGGUAAAAUCGAUGAAAAUCCAACCACGGAUGCCGACAGUGAAGUUGCGGAUUUGAGUUUUGUGGAUAAUUUAUUCGUUCAUUUAGACAUUGAAGAAAAUGAGGACUCAAUGGAAGAGGAAUGGACCGAGCAUGAAAUGGAAAACGAAGCGGAGGAGGAGGAGGUGCCGCUAUAGCAUAAAUAAAAAAUUAUUUCCUUCGAAUUUUAUUUUCAUAGAAAGAGUGAGGAACAAAUUUAUAUCCAAACAAGUUAAAAAACAGUAAGUUCGGCCGGGCUGAGCUUUGAAUAUCCUCCGCCAUUUAGAAUGAAUUUGGAAAUAAAAUCCUUAAAAAAUUCUGUAAAAAUUUUUAAAAAUACCGAAUAUAGCCGUUAUAUUUGUGUCUAUACGACGUGGAUCUACAUGGGCAUUGUUUGUUAUAAGUCAUUACCAUAUUCAAAUUCCGAACUUGAAAUAAACGGCGAAUAAUGUAGCUAAAAUCAUCAAAAUAUCGUAUCGUAGGGAGGUAGCGUUAUAUCUGAGCUGUGCGGAGACCUGAACCAGCAUAGACAAU